Molecule: messenger RNA, 3314 nt
Organism: Branchiostoma floridae (Florida lancelet)
Lineage: Eukaryota; Metazoa; Chordata; Leptocardii; Amphioxiformes; Branchiostomatidae
Exons: 4
Coding region: 12-3314 (1100 amino acids)
Source: RefSeq, a predicted model, not a curated record
UGUACUUAUUCAUGUACCUUACACAAAAAAACAACGCCUUUGGUCACAUGACUUCCGGCGUGUGUCUCUCUCUUUCCCGCCGAAUCUUGCUCAACUCGGUCGGUUGCAGGAAUACCUCCCAAGGUCGCGCCCCAAAAUCUUGCAAAAUGGCACCGAAACAUCCCUGCACGAAGUGCUCCAAGCAGUGUACAUUGAAGGAAGACUGCCUUAAGUGCACAAAUUGUAAUCUGUGGAGUCAUGGGCAGUGCCUGGGCUUUGCAACCAGAGUCUUCAAGGCAUGGAAGGCCAAGAACACAGGACUGUGUUUCCUUUGCCCGAACUGUGUGGGGCCGGAAACUGCCUUCCCUGGAGAGCCCGUCAGGUACUGCGACCGUUACAAAGCUUGUGAUGCUUUGGCAAGAUUGGGAACUGUGGCUGGUUUCCCACCUUCCAGUGUGGCCUUCAAGCAGGGUGUGUCCAACGAGUUGCUGCUGCAGGAGACUUACAAUGUCUACAUGCCUGAACGUCCUCUUGUCGUUGACCAUAGCAACAGCCAUGUUGACAUUACAGCUACAGAGGUGCUGAAGGAGUUCCAUCCUGUCAUGCUCCGUAGCCAUGAGCCUUUGCGUGUUGCUGGCGAUGGUAACUGCCUGUUUCGUGCCCUGUCACUUGGAUUGUUCGGUAAGGAGGACUACCACGUGCUCAUCCGCCUUUUGACGGCGCUGGAGAUCUUCUCCUACCAGGCAUACUACGACUUCAAGGACCCCAACAACAUCGACCUUGUCAAAGAUGAUCGUGUUGAGAAGCCUGACUACGAGAAACUGUUGAAGACCGUCACAGGUGUUUCUGAUGGUGGUUACAGUUAUCAGGUAACCGUGUAUGCCGCCAGUGCGGCACUCGGAGUUGCCAUUCAAACAUACCUGCCACCAACCGGAUUGAACAUGGAGCUUGCGUCGGAUCCCCACACCCGCAAGGUCCAUGGCCGUGGAGUUCGUCCCACAAGUGAUACAGCUGUGACUGUGAUGUGGACUCAGGCUGGGUUUGCUAAAGGCCACAACUUCCAUGCUGACCACUUUGUUGUGCUAAAACCUCGGGAUGCUAUUGACAGUUACAACCUCGUGUCUGGCCCCGAAGAUGAAGAAGGCAGUGAGCCAGAGGUAGCCCCCAGCUUGUCAUUCUUGUCCCCAGGCAGUCAAGACUCUGACCCUUCACCGCUACCCUCCCCAGAGUCCAUCAGUGAUGAAUCGACUACCCUCACUGACCUGCUAGAGGUAAUGUCAAAUGUUGGUGAUGAGGGUGACGGUUCUGAGGGAAGUGUCAAUCUUGACAUGUAUGACAUAGAUUAUCCUGCCACGCCUUCGGAGGGCAGCAGUGAUGAUGAUGAAGAUGACACACCUGUGUCCACUGCAGCUGGAGGCCACAGCCUACCAAAACCAGGUACUUACCUGUCCAGUGAUGACCUGUUUGACAUCUUGACAGACGUGGAAGUCACACCUCUGGAGUGCAUCCCGCCAGGACAAAAGCAGGAUUGCUACUUUGUCUUUGACAAUACAGCUAACGUACAACGCCAGGAAAGCCACCAGACGGUUCGCAAAUGCGAUGAUAGUGGAGCUUGGAAAAGUGGUGGACCAACUAACAGGCACGUCUUCGUGCAUGUUGCAGGUUCUCGAACAACUGAGGUUAAGCUCGAGGAUGGACUGUACGGGACUGUCUAUCGGAAACGUAUCCGAGGUGGCCGUCGGCUUCCUAUCUUUACAGCCUUGCAGCCUCAGCCCCAGCCUGAUCAGGUUUUUGUGUUGCACCGUGCGUAUUCCUAUCACACGAAUAGCCAGGAGUACAAACGCCGCAUUUCCUGGAUUACCCAGGACAACACAGAGUUACCAAAGAUUGCUGUUGCUGAGUACCUGGGCAGAUUUCCUGGUCGCAAGCCCCAUGGACGCAGCAGAAACAUCAACCCUCGAGAGUACCUCCGCACCGAUCCAGUUCUGCUCGACAAGGUCAAGAGCAAAGCACAGUUCCAGCCUCCCAAGCGGAUUUGGCAGGAACUCUAUAACAAGGAAAUGAAGCUGGAUGGUCUAAGCUCUACCAGGCAGAUUGUAAAUGCCAAGCACCGUGAGACCAAGAAACAGCAGCAAACCCACGGGAGCUAUGCAAACUUUGCUGACCACAUUCAAAAUGUGCAGUCAAUGACAAAGACACACGGCCACUUUGUAAGGAGUGUGAAGGUUAUGAGCAACAAGGUCCCCACUGUAACCUUGUACACUGACCAACAAAUCCAGGACAUGAAACGCUUUUGUUGUGCAGCUCAGCCGGCACAAGGUGCAGUGCUCGGAUUUGACAAGACCUUCAACCUGACAAAAGUUCAUGUAACUGUUGGUGUUUUCAAGCACUUGGCUGUGAAAAGAAGGAAAACAGGUAACCACCCCAUCUUCAUUGGACCCAUGUAUCUGCAUGACAAUUCUGACAUGGGUACCUACUACGAUUUCUUUGCAGAGUUGUCGGCAAAACUGCAUGAUGCACCCUCUCCACCUGUGCUUGGGUCAGAUGAUGAAGGAGGCUUGCGGAAUGGCAUGAAGAAGGCCUUUCCAAUGUCAUGCAGUCUUUGCUGUACGCGGCAUCUCAAGGAAAACAUUAAAGCCCAACUUGUAAAGAUUGGUGUGCCUGAGGCUGAAGUAAAAAAUAUCAAAAAGGCCCUCUUUGGAAAGGAAGGCGUGAGUCAUUCUGAUGACGAAAAGCAAUUCAGGAGCAGGAUUGCCAAAUGCAGAGCGUACUACAUGGAACAUGCACCACAGUUUGACACGUAUUUCAAACGUUAUGUGGCACAGCCAAUGGAGGACAACUUCAACACAAGAGUUAAAUGUCCCUGGACAGCCUCCUUUGGCAACUGGACCAACAAUAACUGCGAAAGUAUCAACAGCGUCCUGAAGCGGGCGGUGGACAGGAAAACUCUUUCUCUGACAGACCUGGUUGUCACGCUUGAAAAGCUUGUCAAAUCACAGUAUGAUGACUUGCGACUUGCACUGGCGGGACAGGGCGACCUUGUACUGUGCCAACCGUACGCUCGCUUCUAUAAGUCCAUCGAUGUCUGGACCACAAUGGACACAGACUCACGCAAUGAUCAUUUUGCGCAGUUCAUGAAGUACAAGGUCGAUAAAAGUACCUCAGUUUCAACUGAUGGAAGGUUACGAGUCACCACACCAAAUUCCCGUGGUGGCAAGAAACCAGGUCAGAACAAAAGGAACUGCUGUGCCAAAAUCACCGUGGCAAUGAAGUUCCUGUUACAGUUGUGUGCCAUUCCUGACUCAGGCCCAAAGAGCCUGGACCUGGGCCGCUAA